This is a messenger RNA of Leishmania braziliensis MHOM/BR/75/M2904, 906 nucleotides long. RefSeq lists its product as hypothetical. The record is from RefSeq and is a predicted model, not a curated record. The coding region runs from base 1 to 906 and encodes 301 amino acids. The transcript has a single exon. NCBI's taxonomy places the organism in Eukaryota, Euglenozoa, Kinetoplastea, Trypanosomatida, Trypanosomatidae.
AUGGAGGAUGUCAUCGACUUCAUUCAGAGCCGUCCGCUGAUUGGGUAUCAGAUGGACGGCGCACACCUGAACAACGUCCUGGUCAGUCUUGCUCGUCAGCAGCAGCAGCUGAUGGACGCCCAGAACCGGCUCAACAACCGUCUCGGCGAUAUUGUCGACGACGUACGAGAGAUUCGCGACCACCAGAAGCAGCUAGAAUCUGUGAUUGGCGAGCUCGGUGGUCCUGCGCAGCUGCACCACGUCCGAUCGCGCAUCGCUGACGUGGAGAGGGCCGUGGACGGGCUAGCGAGAGACAUGCAGGAUACAAAAGACGUCGCGAAUGCCGCCGGACGAGAUGCCAAUCAAGCUGGCCGGCUCGCAGAUGACGCAAGCCGGGCCGCUUCUAGCCUCCGUGACUCGGUGAACGCGCUAGGCGGGGACAUGGAAAAAGUUGCCCACCAGCUGGAGUCCCACCGUAAAAGCAUCGGCAAGGCGCUCGGCGAUCUUGAGAAGGACCGCCAGCACUUAGAGCAGCAGGUGCGCGAGGCUAUCCGAGAGGUACAGCAGCGCAUUGAGCGCGAGAGCGGGGUAGAGCGGCUGCGUCAAAUGCUGGACGAGCUCAGCGACCGCACGGAUGAGAAUUUCCGCAGCGUUGAGGAGAGCGCGCGAGCGGUGGACGCGGAGCUGUCGCGGCAGGACACCAAUCAAGCCGCCCUUCGUGCAGAAAUUUCCGCGCUAGAUGAACGAGCCCGCACUGCGCUUGCGGCGCUAUCGAGUGACGCAGAUAACAAGUACCACAAGUUGUUAGACGCCUUCCGUCAGUACGAGGCCGGGUGGACGGACUUGGAAGAGCACAUGGUGCGUGCAGGACAGCUGUUGGCGAGCCGCAAGCAACUCUCUCCGCGUUCUACGAGUAUUCGACGCUGA